AUGGCGGGUAUAUGUUACGAAGUGGUGACGGAUGCAUCGCCGUCGUCGGCGUAUGAAUCGAUGCCGUCAUAUUCACGGCGGAAGCAGAGGACGGUGAUUGAUGAAGAGUUGGAGAAGAAUCGUAAUAAGCGUAAUAAACAGGAAGCUCAAACUACGAGAUGUUCUUUAGUUUCUCAAACUUCUCAGGAGGAUUUCUCCGGGAGUAAAACGGUGAGAAGCGACGAUAAUGUCGACGUCUCCGGCGAGUCUCCGAUGACGGAGGUAAGUCCGAGAUAUGGCGUCUCUUCGGUGUGCGGUAGAAGAAGAGAAAUGGAAGAUACGGUGGCGAUUCAUCCCUCGUUUUCUUCUCGCAAGAAUUCGGAAUAUCCUCAACAUUACUUCGGUGUGUACGACGGUCAUGGUUGUUCCCACGUUGCAGCAAGGUGCAAAGAGAGGCUUCACAAGCUGGUGCAAGAGGAACUGAAUUUAGAUAGGGAAGAGAACGAGGAAGAGUGGAAGAAGACGAUGGAGCGUAGCUUCACGCGCAUGGAUAGAGAGGCUGUGUUGUGGAGUGAAAACGUCGUGAGAGCGGAUUGUAAAUGCGAGCUUCAAACGCCGAAUUGUGACGCCGUCGGAUCAACCGCCGUUGUAUCCGUCAUUACGCCGGAUAAGAUCGUCGUCGCUAAUUGCGGCGAUUCCAGAGCUGUUCUCUGCCGAAAUGGAAAACCAUUCCCUCUAUCCAUAGAUCACAAGCCUGAUCGUCCAGAUGAAUUGGACCGAAUCGAAGGAGCAGGAGGAAGAGUCAUAUAUUGGGACUGCCCGAGAGUUUUGGGGGUCUUAGCGAUGUCACGAGCCAUAGGAGACAGCUAUUUAAAACCUUACGUGAUUUGCGAGCCGGAGGUAACCGUAACGGACCGGACGGACGACGAUUGCCUCAUACUAGCUACCGACGGUUUGUGGGAUGUUGUAUCAAACGAGACCGCCUGCUCGGUGGCGCGAAUGUGUCUCCGUGGUGGUCGGAGACGGCGAGGUAAUCCGGAUCUGGCGGUGGAUUCGAUCUCGGAUAAAGCGUGUGUGGAAGCUUCAGUAUUGCUGACGAAGUUAGCGUUGGCAAGGCACAGUAGUGACAACGUGAGUGUGGUAGUGAUUGAUCUCAGAAGAAAAGGACACGUAACUGGACACUAA
Molecule: messenger RNA, 1164 nt
Organism: Thlaspi arvense
Lineage: Eukaryota; Viridiplantae; Streptophyta; Magnoliopsida; Brassicales; Brassicaceae
Source: the annotation of a GenBank genome assembly